GUUGCCAGCCGCGAUCUCGGACAAGCUUGGCCUACUUGACUCUUGAGCGUUUGACGGUUCUAAGGCUCACAAAUAACCGUUGCAUCUUGAGCGAAGUGUACGGUCUCUGGCAAACCAGAAAUGAGUACUGUUGAAAAGGGCGAGCUUCCAGUUGAAUUAGUGGUCUCCAUUCACCGCAUCUUGGAUGGACCGGAGGACACGACUCGGAGCUCUGACCCUUUAGAUGCUCUUUCAUCGGCUGAGCUCAACCCUGUCGAUGUUCUCAACGAGUACUUUCCGGAUGAAGCAUCCCUCGCCCAGCUCGGUGCAGUCCAGGCGCGACUACAGCAGCAAGAAGAAGAUGUGCUCCGCGAGAUAGACGAGUUGAUGGUAGAAUUGCGACGAGGGCAGGACCCGAAUCGCAUGCAGCUCAUACAGGAGAUGAUAUCCGAUCUCCUAGGACAAAUGUCUCGCAUCCGAGAGAAAGCGACCGAAUCCGAGGCCGUUGUCCGUAACAUCACUAAAGACAUACAAGUAUUGGAUCUGGCCAAGAAGAAUCUCAUACUUAGUAUGACGACGCUCAAACGAUUGCAAAUGUUAGUGAAUGCAUUGACGCAGCUGGAGGAUCUUGUGAAGGAACGGAAGUAUGCGGAUAUCGCGGAAACGCUGUCAGCAGUUAAGCAGAUUUCGGCGUCAUUCAAGGGCUAUACUGCAGUACCGCAUAUCGCUCAAAUUUGGAGACGCAUCCAAGAGUUGCAGGGCCGAAUCCGAACUCUGCUGGAUGCAGACUUUGAUGCCUUCUACAUGCAAGAUACCUCGCGCCCGGGACAAAUGGUCAAGCCCGCGCAGAUCGCAUCCGCCUGCUUAGUCGUCGAUGUCUUAGGUCCCGAUGUUCGCGCGCACUUCGUGGACCGUUAUGUGACACUGGAGCUCAAGGAUUAUCGCCGCAUCUUCCGGAUUUCCCCUGCAUCGACCGCUGGAAGCUCCAAAGCCGCUGCCACUUCGGAGGAGAAUGAAGCGGCCGGUCUGGACAACAUCAGCAGGCGGUUUGCCUGGUUUAGGCGAUUGCUUGCAACUCAUGAUCAAGAGGUGGCAAGGGUAUUUCCACCGGAAUGGCAUGUUGGGUGGGCAUUGGUUACCAGAUUCGCGGAUAUCACAAGGGACGACAUGGCGACACUGCUUGCCAAGGGGGAAGCUUCCAAGUCGCUGCCUGUAUCGCUUCUACUCGAGACGCUACAGCAGACAUUGGAGUUCGAGGCCUCCAUGGCAAAGAAGUAUGCUACACCCUUCGUCGACAUCCUCAAGAGCUCAUCUCCGGCUAUGACGAAGCCCGUGAUGCCCAUUUCCACCGCUUGGGAGGCGCACCUCGGGGUAUUCGUGGAAGCGCAGGAUAAGGCUCUUGCGGACAUGCUGGCGCCUCAUCGUGCAUCCUUGAACAAGGGCCCUCCGCGAUCUUCUUUGGAUGCACCAUCAUCUGGAAGGCCGUCACUGGAGGAUGCAGAGGAGACGGAGGCCCGCGUAUUACCAUCCUCCACCGAGCUAUUCUACUUCUAUGCACAGAGCCUUGAACAAUGCGCCAAGUUAUCUACCGGGCAACCAUUAUACGAUCUGUGUCAGGUACACAAACGGUGGCUGAGGACUUAUGCAGAGGAUGUCUUGAUUCCGACUAUCAAACGCCCUUUGCCACAAACGAGAAGGUCACUAGAUACGCGAAUGGACGCGGAACAGCUUAAAACCGCGUGUGUCCUGAUUAAUACUGCCGAUUAUUGCCAGACAACUGCACUGGAGCUGGAGGAGAAGAUCAAGGAAAAGAUUCGGGACGAUCUCAAAGAAAAGGUCAGCUUACAAGACGAACGCGACAUAUUCGUGGGAGUCAUUUCCGCCACUAUUGUGAUUCAACUCCGGGAAUUGGAAAACGCCUGCGAGGCUGCGUUCUCGGCCAUGGCGCGCACGUCUUGGGGAACCAUCAGCCAGGUCAGCGGACCUUCGGCAUACGUGGCGGACCUCGAACAUGCGAUGGAGUCUGUCGCGGCCAUCCUUGAACCCCGCGUAGAGCAAAAGAAGUACCUGAGGAAUUUCUUCGACAAGGGCGCCAACCUGAUACUGACCCGCUUCACGAAUGCGCUCGUGAAGAGUCGACCGCUGAAGGAGAUAGGAGCUGAGCAGAGCCUCAUUGACCUUCAGGCGGUCAAGGCGGCAUUGCUGAAGUUGCCCGGUGACCACGCGACUUCCAUCUACUCCAAGAACGUGACCAGGACCACGACGAACCUUGAGGCGUUACUGAAAGUCAUCGUUACGUCGAUCGAUCCGGCCGAAGGUUUCAUCCUCAACUACACCAUCCAGAUCGGCGACGACUCCUUCUCAAACUUUCAAAAGGUCCUCGACCUCAAAGGGACGCCGAAGACGGACCAGAACCACCUGCUGGACAACUUCGUCGCGAUCACGAGCACGAUGCAGGACCUGCAGCCGACCUCGUUCCUGUCCGCGCUCGACAUGAACCCGCCGUCGACGGUCUAUCAGGGCUCUUCGCAGGCGGCCGCCCCGUCGUCGUCGAUGACCCCUUCCGGCAGCCGGGUGAACCUCCCGGCGUUGUUGGCCGGGACCGGCGCGGGCGAGGGCAUCCUGGCCGCGCUGGGCUCGCCGCCGCUGAGCGGCCCGCCGACGGGCGACGGCGUGGGAAGAGGCGAGGCGGCGCAGAAGCCGCAGGUGUUCCAGUCGUUGAAGGGCUUUAUGCACUUUGGGCUGCGGAGGGAUACGGCUCCCCCCUAAGGGGCGGGAGAUGUGCGGACACACGCACUCUCUCUCGAUCUCCCCUUGUAUACGCCUUUUCUUUUUCGGGUCUCCUGGAUCAAUUAAUCGAGGAAUACGAU
This is a messenger RNA of Punctularia strigosozonata HHB-11173 SS5, 2849 nucleotides long. RefSeq lists its product as uncharacterized. The coding region runs from base 121 to 2748 and encodes 875 amino acids. NCBI's taxonomy places the organism in Eukaryota, Fungi, Basidiomycota, Agaricomycetes, Corticiales, Punctulariaceae. The record is from RefSeq and is a predicted model, not a curated record. Gene Ontology annotation, cellular component: GARP complex. Gene Ontology annotation, biological process: retrograde transport, endosome to Golgi. The transcript is spliced from 18 exons.